Monoraphidium neglectum is the source of this 2658-nucleotide messenger RNA. RefSeq names its product Ankyrin-1. The coding region runs from base 1 to 2658 and encodes 885 amino acids. NCBI's taxonomy places the organism in Eukaryota, Viridiplantae, Chlorophyta, Chlorophyceae, Sphaeropleales, Selenastraceae. Gene Ontology annotation, molecular function: protein binding. The record is from RefSeq and is a predicted model, not a curated record. The transcript has 7 exons.
AUGAGUAUUGGAGCGGCUUCCUUUCUGUUGGACGUGCGGCGCGGCGACCUGGCAGCGGUCAAGCGCACACUGGGCCGCCACCCCGGUGUGCUGCACGGCCGCUCCGGGCCCGACCAGCGCACCCCGCUGCACGUUGCAGCCGAGGUGGGCAAUCACCUGAUGCUGAGGACGCUCCUCCAGCACGGCGCUGGAUAUGCCGUCGCUGACGGGGCCGGCGAGGUGCCCCUGAUGGUGGCUGCCCGGCAGGGCCACCUGGCUGUCCUUCGUGAGCUCCUCGCAGAUGCAGGGCGGCGCUCAUGCCUCAAGGCGCUGUCAAAGGAUGGCAGCACCGCGCUGCACAUUGCAACCGCAGCCGGCAAGGCUGAGGUUGUGCAGCUGCUACUAGAUGCCGGCGCGCGCACAGAUGCUAGGGACCGGGUCGGCCGCACGCCUUUGGAGCUGUGCCCACCCGACCAACCCGUGCUGGCGCGCAUGCUGCACAGCGGGCGCACACCAGUCGGCGCGCGGAGCCCCAGCAUUCUCGGCCAGCAGAAGACUGCCGGCGGCAAGACGGCCCCUGCCAAAAGCCCCGGCCGCAGCCUGAGCCCUGAGAGUGCUUCGAAGGCGCGCCGUCAGUCAACCAGCGCUUCGCCCUCUUCUGCCCAAUCCAAGCCCUCGCCAAGGGCGGUCGGCGGCCAGGGCCCGCAGCAGCACGCACCACCAGCAACACUGCCGGCGACGGCGGCAGGCGGCAAUGAGGAUGGCGGCAACCGCCAGGACGCGGUGUUGGCGCCGCGGACGCUGGACUUGGAUGCAGAGGCGCUGCCACAGGCGCAGCCGCAAGUGGCGCAGGAGGAGCUGCCAACAGGGCCAGAGGUCGAGCUGCAGGCACCCCCGGAGCAGCAGCAGGAGCAGCAGCAGCAGCAGCAGCAGCAGGAAUUUUGGAAGGAGGAUCAGGAGUGCGCACAGCAACACAGGCGUCAGCAGCCCGCGCCAGUGCAGGAUUCACUCCAGGAGUCCCCGGCUAUUCGCCUGGGCCUGCUGGGCGCGCAGGCCCAGCAGGUGCAGGCCCAGCGGGGGCCCCUGCACCAGCACCAGCCGCAUCGGGCAGAGGAGGAACAGAGCAAGUGGCACAAGGUCACCUACACAGUGCAGAAUCUUGUCAAGCUGCUGGAAGAGCAGGAGCAGCGCGUUGCGCACCUGGAGGCGUCGAACGCAGCCGCUGCUGCGCGCAUGGUCGAGCAAGAGGCCGCCCUCGAGCGCAGCCAGCGCGAGCAGGAGUCCGCCGUAGCAUCGCUCUCCGACAGCGUCAGGCAGCUGCUGCACCAGGGCCGCGCGCUGCUGCACCACAAGCAGCACCCGGCCGCUGCGCCAGCCGGAGCUGAGGGCGAGGAGGUGGGCGUGCAGCCUGCUGCGGCCGACGCUGGCGGCGCGGGGCGCGCGCUGCUGGACUCUUCUUUUGAGGAGUUUAUGGAGGCGACCAGCAGCUGCUUGCAGGCGCACGAGCAGCGGCUUGAGGAGCUGGCUGUCGCUGUGCCGUCGCUGCAGGCGGCAAAGCGCGAGAAGGCGCUGGUGGGGGAGCUGCAGCGCCAGGUCAGCACCCUGGAGAGCACGAUGGCUGUGCUCACGGGAAACAGCGCCCUGCCUCAGCUGCAGCAGCAGGUCAUCGCUCUCGCUUCUGAGUUCGACCGAAUGCGCGGCGCCAUGGCGGCCGAGGUGGGCCGCAUCCGCGCCGACGCCGAGGCCGACAGGGCCGACCGCGUGGACGAGCGCGAGCGCGCGGCGGCGGCGGCGGAGGCCGCGGGGCGGCGCGAGGCGGCGCUGCGUCACGAGAUGGCCGUUCGCGAGGAGAGGAUCCUGCAGAUCAGGGAGGCGGCGUUGUCGGACGAUUCCGUGCGUCAGCAGAUGGCCGAACUUGAGCGGGUGCUCGAGGCGCAGGUUGCAGAGCUGGUCGCGGCGCAAGAGGAGAGCAGCAGGGAGCUCAGGGCGCUGCACGAGCGCAUCAGGGAGCUGCAGGAUGCUCCGUUUGUACAAGGCGGGAGCUGUGCCGCCAACAACGUCCCACCGACGGCGUCUGCCAAGGCCGCCGCGCUGUCAGAGCAGCUGGCCCAGGCCCUGGAGCUGACGCGAAGCGCUUCCCCAUUUGCAACCAUGCACGCGGAAGCCCUGGCGGCCGGCACUCAGGGCGCCCCUCUCCACAAUGUGCAGCAGCAGCCGCCCGUCGAUGAUCCUGCAGACGCCGGCCGCUCCGCGGAGACAAAUGCACCAGCAUCUCAGGCCCUGGGCACUGUGCCAGAGGUGGAAGCUGCCCCCACGUCUGCAGCCGGUGCGCAAGAGCAGAGCAAGGCAGACAGCGAUGAUCUGGAUCAGGAUGAUGUGGCUGGGCGCGGAGCAGCUGCCGCGCGUGACGGCACCAGCAAGGCGCAGGCGGACGAGCCCAGCCUUUUCGGGCGCACGGCGAUUGACAAGGCGGCUGCCGGAAGCGGCCGCAGCUCCCCGGUUGGCGAGCGCGUUCCUGGCGACGAUGCCGCAGGGCAGAGCGACAAGCCUCAGCGCCACAAGGGGGCGCUGGCGAAGCGGCGCACGAAGGAUGGCGCGGCUGGCCAGCCCGCAGGUGACCAGGCAGAAGCGCUGCCAGAGGGCAACCAGCCGCGUUGUGCGCCCUGCCUGAUGAUGUAG